AUGAUACUGUAUGCGACAACAACACAAACUACAUCUACAUCAACAACAUCCUUCGAUACUUGUAACGGUAUUCGUUAUAAUACAACAGGUAUUCGAGUCGCUGGUGAUGGUACCGAAGGUUCGAAUCCGUCUCAAUUAAAAGAACCUAGGUGCGUGUAUGUUGAUGCUAACGACACAGUAUAUGUUUGUGAUACGAUCAAUGCUCGUAUUCAAAAAUGGACUAAAGGAGCCGUGUUGGGUACAACAGUUGCUGGUGGCAGUGAGGGAGCUAAUUCAAAUCAACUAAAAAAACCACGUGGUCUCACAUUUGAUCAAAAUGGUAACAUGUACGUGGCGGACACAGAAAAUCAUCGUGUUCAACGGUUUAGACCACCUUCGAACAUUGGUACCACUGUAGCUGGAAGUACCACCGGAAGUAGUGGCAAUUCAGACAGUCUACUUGAUCUACCUACAAACGUAGUUGUUGACAAUAGUGGUAAUCUGUAUAUAACUGACUACAAUAACAAGAGAGUCAUGAAAUAUCCUUCAAACACAAGUAGUGGUAUUAUCGCUUUCGGUAGUGUUUCUUUUAGUAAGCCAUAUGGAAUCGCAUUUCAAAGUAAUUCAACUAACCAAUUCUAUGUUAGUGAUGAGGGUAAUAAAAAUGCUGCUGGAUGGACAAGCGGAGUAUCCACCCCUUCCGCAACUUAUGGCAGCAGUAGUACUUUCAAUCAAGCAACCUCAGUUGCUGUUGAUUGGUAUAAUAAUUUGUAUGUUGCUGAUACUAAUUUGAAUCGAGUAACUAUGUUUUGUGUUGGCUCAUCGACAGAGAAAACUGUGAUUGGAGGUACUUCGGGCAGUACACCAUCUCUUAUAGAAACAACAGGCAUUGCUUUCGAUUCAAAAAUGAAUCUAUACGUAACCAGCAAAACUCCUCCUGCGGUGUACAAAUAUCUACGAAUUUGA
Rotaria socialis is the source of this 945-nucleotide messenger RNA. NCBI's taxonomy places the organism in Eukaryota, Metazoa, Rotifera, Eurotatoria, Philodinida, Philodinidae. The record is from the annotation of a GenBank genome assembly.